Molecule: messenger RNA, 527 nt
Organism: Solanum dulcamara
Lineage: Eukaryota; Viridiplantae; Streptophyta; Magnoliopsida; Solanales; Solanaceae
Exons: 2
Coding region: 74-421 (115 amino acids)
Source: RefSeq, a predicted model, not a curated record
UCAACACAUUUUUCUCCACAACUACACACCUCUCACAUUUCUUCAUACUUUUUUUUGUUACAAAAUCAAAACAAUGAAAGAUCAAUUUCAUGAAUUAACCUUUAAGGAAUUUCUUGAAGAGAUAACAAGGCAAGAACAAAGUUUUUUUCAGAAAAAAGCAGCUGAGAAUAAUGAGAAAUCUUACGUUACUGAAAUGUUUGGUGAGCUUUAUUUUAAAGAAAAUAAUGCUGAGUCAUCCAUAAAACACAUUUUUCCUCCAAUGCCAAAAAAAUAUACCAAUGAAAAUAAUGCUAAUAAAGCAUCCAUUUCUGAAGAAUUUGAGAAAAUUAAUAUCAAUGAGAAGCUCCCACAUGGUGAUGACAUUGUUCUCAAUGUGAAUGAGAUGCAAAAAGGAAAAGGAACAAAAGAAUCAAAUGCUUAGAAGGAAGAUUGGUAACUAAUGUUGCUGCUUAGAAUAAAAUGGAGCUGUAAAAUAAAUGAAGUCAAAAUAUAUUCUAGAAGUAAUGGAAUUAACGUGAUGCAUGUUU